AAAGCGAAAGUGACUUCAUCAUCAUCAUUUGAACAUUUACACUUCAACGGUGAACAAUUUGAUUCGUGGGAAAAAAAAUUCAAGUUCAAUGAUGAUGAUGACGAUAAAAUUUUGGCUAUUUGAUCAUUUAAUCAAAACAAUUGAUCGAUUAUCAUUGAAUCAUUUGUUCAUUAUCAUCUUGGUGUUUGUCAUCUCAUAUUUCCUGUAUAAAUUUAUUACAUUUGCUGAAAUAAUUGUGGAUUCAAAUGAACAGGUACCGAAAAAUGUACGAAUAUUACCUAAUCAACAGUUGCCACCAUUUUAUCCAAAUGGUUGGAUACCAAUAUUGGAAUCAAGAUUGUUGAAACGUAAUCAAUUAAAAUCAAUAUUAUGUUUUGGAAAAGAAUUAAUAGUGGCUCGUGGUCCAAGUAACAAGGUUUAUGUAUUGGAUGCAUAUUGUCCACAUUUAGGUGCCAAUCUAGCUAUUGGUGGUAUCGUUGAACGAUGUCGUAUUCGUAUCGGUGGUGAUAAAAAUAACAACAAAAUUGUCCAUAAACAAGAAGAGGAUUGUAUUCGAUGUCCAUUUCAUUCAUGGGCAUUUCGAAUGUCCGAUGGUAAUUGUGUGGAUGUACCAUAUGAAGAUAAUGUUCCCAAUGCUAAACUUAAAAUAUGGAAAAGUUUCGAAGUAAAUGGUGUGAUUUUUGUCUGGUAUCAUGAUGAUCCUAAUGUUGAACCAGAAUGGAAACCAGAACAAAUUGAUGAAAUUAUGACAGGAAAAUGGCAAUUUUAUGGCCGUACUGAACAUUAUGUUAAUUGUCAUUUACAAGAAAUACCAGAAAAUGGUGCCGAUAUUGUACAUUUGAACCAGAUUCAUUCAUCAUCAGUAUUUGGUUCUGGUGGUCUUGAAAAUCGUUAUAAUUGGUUCAAUCGUAUAUUGAAACAUGAAUGGAAUGCACAAUGGUCACCAUGUCCGGCACCAGAUCAACAACAUAUAUCACAUUUAGAAAUGAUUAAUACGAAUAAAAUUUUUGGCAUAAAAAUCAUUGAAUUCCGUUUCAAUGUACGACAAAUUGGUCCGGCUUAUGUUGAAAUUCAUUUGAAAAGUGAUAUUUUUGGCGGAAUCGAAGGCGUUAUGAUACAGAUGGUCAAACCGAUUGGCCCGAUGCGAAAUUCAAUUAUUCAUGAUUUUUAUUUCAAUAAUUCCAUAAUCAGUUUUAUUUUCAGUAAAUUUUUCCUGUUUGCUGAAGCAAAAAUGAUUCAACGUGACAUUGAAAUCUGGAAUCGUAAAGCAUUUCUUCGUCGUCCAUAUAUUGGAAAAUCGGAACAAUCAUUGGUCAAAUAUCGUCGAUGGUUUAGUCAAUUUUAUUCGAAUGGUGGUAAAAAUAACAUCGAACAAACGAAAAAUGAUUGUGAUUGGUGAAACAAGAAAAUGGAAAAAAUUUAU
This is a messenger RNA of Dermatophagoides farinae (American house dust mite), 1423 nucleotides long. RefSeq names its product cholesterol 7-desaturase nvd (gene nvd). Gene Ontology annotation, cellular component: cytoplasm. Gene Ontology annotation, molecular function: oxidoreductase activity; 2 iron, 2 sulfur cluster binding. Gene Ontology annotation, biological process: cholesterol metabolic process. Lineage: Eukaryota; Metazoa; Arthropoda; Arachnida; Sarcoptiformes; Pyroglyphidae. The record is from RefSeq and is a predicted model, not a curated record.